Penicillium riverlandense is the source of this 1053-nucleotide messenger RNA. RefSeq lists its product as uncharacterized. The record is from RefSeq and is a predicted model, not a curated record. The coding region runs from base 1 to 1053 and encodes 350 amino acids. Lineage: Eukaryota; Fungi; Ascomycota; Eurotiomycetes; Eurotiales; Aspergillaceae. The transcript has a single exon.
AUGCGACGGGAUAUUUGCUCUACUUCCGAGCCAACAUGGCAGGACAACGUCGAUACCCUCGAUCCAGACCCCGCCAAUGGCCAGCCGUCAGAGACUGGGGCCGAGGGUCCGCAGUACGACGAAGACCCUUCGCUUUGGGACCCUGAACACUGGCAAUCGACACCUGUCUCCAUGCACGAAGACCGAGAAUUCAAACAGAAGAUUCACGAGGGAUUUCAAAGCAAAGUGGAAGUCAUGAACAUGGUCCUGCCACCAAAGGCACCCAUCAUCCCUGACCCUGACCAUCUUAUCAAAAGAGUGCAUGACCUCCGUAUCUCGCUAGCUCUUUCCUCGAUCUUCUACAUUAUCAAGGCAAAGGACUACGACACCGCCCUGAUCGAAGCGCGAAGCACUCUCAAAAGGGCCCAGAAACUGGAGGGCGGCAGCGGGUCUGUAGCAAGAUGUCACUACUAUCUGGGCCGCAUUCAGUUCUUGCGCAAGAGAUACAGCCAUGCGUACCAGGAAUUUAUGGCUACACAGACUUGUUGCCCUGCUGGUCUCGAUAUAGAAGAAUCUCCUGAGGUGGAGUACUGGUUGAAGGAAUGUCGUUCUGCAAUAGCACGCGAGCAACGUGCUCGCCUCCAGUUACCAGCAGACGAAAAGGUAAAUGGACAGGAGAGGAGAAAGGAAAAGGAACAACACACUCGCUGCAAGUCAGCUGCACCGGGAAAACGCAAAUGGGAUCCCGCUCCCUUCGACUUGGUUAUUCGGUCUAAACCCCAGCUACAGACAGAGACCCGGCACCCACCAGUGAAAAAGGAAAAACGUCCAGCCAAACCAAUCGUGUGGAUGGUUCCUGACACCGAAGAUCUUCCUCGCACUCGCGAGUCCAAAGCAAGCGUUGAAAUCGCAAGCCCCUCUUCUGAAGGUCUGGACUGGACCCAGACUGGUGAACCUCGAAUCAAGCAGAGUCGGUUUACUGUUCGAUGUUACCCAGAGCCGCAGGUGCCGCGUCGACGAUCAAUGAGCCUGUUCAAGAGUCUUCCUGAGGAAACAUCUACGGAGAUGAACUGA